AUGAAAGUUUCGGCGUUUUUGGUCUUGCUGUGCUGCGGGCUGUGCGUCCACGCCACGCCCGCACGGUGCACGAAACGUCGAAAAAAAGAAUCUUCUGUAGACGACCUCGACGAGGACGAACUGAGAGUCCCUUGCUCCAAGCCUCACAAGUGGAGUCCGGACACGCAAACCGAUGUAGGAGCUGUCUCGUCGGUUGUCGGAGCAUUGGCGGUCUUGCUGGGUUACGUACUGAACCGCGGAGGCGCCUUAGACGAGACGGAGGCUGAGGCGCAGGCCCGAGAGGCUGGCGGUCCAGUUGUGGGGGCUGUUGGGGCGACUGCCCUCGCCUACGGCUUGAUGAACCUGUAUCUCGCCCGCAGACGCGCUCGGCGAAGAGCGUCCCGCAGACAGCAGCAGCGAAGUAAACCGCCCGGCGUGCCCCGGAACAGAAGAUAG
Messenger RNA from Besnoitia besnoiti, 435 nucleotides. RefSeq lists its product as uncharacterized. Lineage: Eukaryota; Apicomplexa; Conoidasida; Eucoccidiorida; Sarcocystidae. Bases 1 to 435 code for a protein of 144 amino acids. The transcript has a single exon. The record is from RefSeq and is a predicted model, not a curated record.